AUGAAGGCGGCGCAUCGGCUGCUUCAGGGGUCGUCGUCUUCUUCGGAGGGGGAGACGUCAGAAGAGGAGGCGGUGGCGGAGAUGGAGCACAGGCCGCCGUCGUGGUUGGAUGACAGCUUGCCCGUCGGGAACGGAGGCAAUGCGUGCAAAAAGAGGUUGCUUUCGAAGCAACUGUCCAUGAGGGAGACGAGGAUGGAGGCGAAGUGGGAAAGGCGGCGGAGGCAGAUUCUGAAGAGACGGAAAAGCUCCGAAGCGGCGGCGGGGGAGACGGAAACCGCGCCGGCGGAGGAACGGCGGCCGACGAGGAGUUUGACCGACGAGGACAUGGACGAGCUGCGGGGGUCGAUCGACCUCGGCUUCGGGUUCAGAGAGGAGGACGGCGGACACGACCUCUGUGGAACGCUGCCGGCGCUCAACCUCUACUUCGCCGUGAACCGGCAGCUGUCGGACCCGAAGCUGCCUGGCUCGGGAUCGCCGAUGGUGGGUUCGGCCUCCUCGAGGCAGGGCGGCCUUCCGAGUCCCCGGAGCCCUGCCAAAGAACAGGGGGCGCCGCCAGACAGUUGGAAGAUUUGCGAUCCCGGGGAUAAUCCAGAACAUGUUAAAACAAGGCUGAGGCAUUGGGCACAAGCAGUGGCGUUCUCUCUUAGACUGAGUUUCUGA
Molecule: messenger RNA, 660 nt
Organism: Zingiber officinale
Lineage: Eukaryota; Viridiplantae; Streptophyta; Magnoliopsida; Zingiberales; Zingiberaceae
Exons: 2
Coding region: 1-660 (219 amino acids)
Source: RefSeq, a predicted model, not a curated record